AUGCUUUGAAUGACAGAGGUUUUUACAUUUGUAGUUUGUUAUUAAAAAAUAAAUUUACCUCUUUAGGUAUUGACACUUAAAUUAUUUGUAUACACAUGUACACAGAGAGCCGUUAGUUGUUUUUUUUGUUUUUUUUCUUUGGGAAAAUGGAUGAUCGCGUUGGUUCCUAUCAGCGAGCCCGUCGCAAAUUUUCCUCAAUUGUCUAUGGAGUAACGCUUAUUUGGCUGCUCCUGGCGCUGAUUCAGUGGCUCGUCAUCAACUUAAUGCAGAAUGACGUUGAAACAUAUUUGAAAUAUGAAUGGAUUAGUCUAAUAUUCUUUUUUCUAUCGAUAAUUCUGGUCUUUGUCUUCAUAUUCGUUGAGAAAUCGCGCUUCAUCACGGGCUUAAGUUGGAUAAUAACAAUAUUAAGUGUGGAAUUUGCUAUCAUUGGCCUGUUUGCCCUGGUGGUUAAACCUAUGUGGCCAGAACUGCUCCUGUGGUUUGCCAUCUGUGUGAUCCUGCUGUUCAUAUCCGUUCUGCUGGGCGCCUUUAUUCCGCAUGAUCUGACGCUGGAUAUUGUUGUGUUGUUUGUGGUGUCCUUUGUGUUCCUCAUUGCGUCCAUCUUUUUGAUAAUGUUGCACCUGCUCACACAGACACUGUAUUCCUAUAUACUGUUCGAACUGCUCGUAACUUCCAUAAUUCUGAUGUUUAUCAUGUACCAUGGCCAAACAAUUAACGGGGGCCGCUUUGCAGAGAUGCGGAUCAAUGACUAUCUCUUGGGCACCGUCAUACUCUUCUACGACUUCAUUAUCAUAUUUUUGCUUUCGUUCUAUAUGCAAACGCACUAUCAAAUCGUAAAGCAUGUUGCUCAUCCCGAGGAGCCGUUGAAGAUUAAUGUCAAACAAAAUUAAUUACCAGGUAUUCAUGUUUAGUUUUCGGUCGUUGUAGUUUGUUGUUAGAAUGUCGUGACCGUGAGCCAUCAAGUUCCACCUGAUAUAACGCUUGUAACAACUGCGAUCGCUUGCAAGGGAUAAAACAAGUAGUAAAACAAGUUACUCGCAAAUUAUUAUUCCAUGACAUGAUUAUAAAAUGCAAAUACCUAAUUUAGUUGCCCCAAAAAUUCACAUAACAACUUUGACUCAUGUGUCAAGGUAGCAGAUAUUACCAGAUAUUGCGAGUAUUAACAGAAAUAACUUAUGAUCCGGAAUGCUUUUUAAAUUAAUUACUUCAAUGUAAACUAAAGAUUUUAAAAAAUAAAAAUUUAUAA
Molecule: messenger RNA, 1246 nt
Organism: Drosophila grimshawi
Lineage: Eukaryota; Metazoa; Arthropoda; Insecta; Diptera; Drosophilidae
Exons: 5
Coding region: 147-890 (247 amino acids)
Source: RefSeq, a predicted model, not a curated record